Messenger RNA from Penicillium digitatum Pd1, 996 nucleotides. Its product is annotated as 3'-5' exonuclease. Gene Ontology annotation, cellular component: nucleus. Gene Ontology annotation, biological process: rRNA processing; ribosomal large subunit assembly. Lineage: Eukaryota; Fungi; Ascomycota; Eurotiomycetes; Eurotiales; Aspergillaceae. Gene Ontology annotation, molecular function: exonuclease activity; nucleic acid binding. The record is from RefSeq and is a predicted model, not a curated record.
AUGCAACUAUCCGCUCCAGGUGGCACAACAUCCUCAACCCCAGCAACAAACACCACAACCCCCUCCCUAUUUAUCCCACCCACAACGUCAAUCCCAACCUUCUCACUAGUCUACCACAAUACGAAACAUCGCUGGGCCGACCUCGAACCACUCGAACAGACCCUAAUCCUCAAAUAUCUCCUGGGAAGAUGCCACACCCAACAACGUCUCCAUUGCCAAGGCUACAACACUCCCAAAACCAUCGACACAACGCCAUGUCUCAAACGCGGCGAACCACACCAAGCCCACACAUGCACCCGAAGCCCAACUCACCGAAAAGCCAUCGUCAUGGGCUGCAAAAUAAUUGAAACAACCCUCUGCACCAGCGAACUAGCCUUCAUAACCGCAAUCGACUUCCUCACCGGUGAAGUCCUGAUUAACAGCUACGUGGCACCAACGGCGCCAGUGACGAACUGGCUGACCCCCGUGAGCGGGAUAACACCUGAAAAAAUGGACGCAGCAGUGACGAACGGCAAAGCGUUCAGAUCGAAUGUCGACGCGCGUCACGCACUGCAGACGUUCCUCAAUUGUGAUACUGUGCUCAUUGGACAUGCGCUUCACCACGAUCUCCGGACGUUGGAUUUGAUUCAUGGCCGGAUUGUGGAUACGUCAGUCGUUACGGCUGAGGCUGUUUUUUCGAAUUUUGCGGCGAAGACGGUGUUGCCUCGGGUUUGGGAGCUGAAGGCUCUUGCGCAGGAGCUGAUUGGGAUUGAGAUCCAGACUAGUGCUGAGGGACAUCACUCGCUUGAGGAUGUGUUGGCCACGAGGGAGAUUUUGAUUUGGUGUUUGCGGGGUCCGGGGUGUCUCAAGGCUUGGGCGGAGAAGUCUCGAAGUUCGUAUGAGAUUUUGAAGCAGCAGAGAGGCGAACAGAAGAAAAAUGUGAGGAAAAAGGGGAAGAAAGCUGGACGUCAUUCGUCAGGCAGGGGUAACGGCAAGAAGAAGCCUGUUGCAAAAUGA